AUGACUCACGUGGAAGCAUUUAAACUUCCUUCUGAUGUUCCCUCUGAUUAUAAGGAAAUUGUUCUUGAUACUUUAUGUAAAAUGGAAGAACAUGUUGAUUGUAGGGGAUCAAGAUAUCAAUGGAAUUUAGAUGAUUUUGAAAUUGGUGCACCUCUGGGUAGAGGUAAAUUUGGACGAGUUUACUUAGCUAGAGAAAAGACUACACAUUAUAUGGUUGCAUUGAAAACUUUAUAUAAAGUGGAGUUAAUGAAAGGACGUGUGGAAAAACAAGUGAUGCGUGAAAUUGAAAUUCAAACACAUUUAAGACAUCCUCAUAUUCUUCAAAUGUUAACAUAUUUUCAUGACCAUAAGCGAAUCUAUCUUGUAUUAGAAUUUGCAGCUAAGGGUGAAUUGUACAAGGAAUUAAAGCGACAGCCUAAUGAAAGAUUUAAUGAACACCUGUCUGCUAAAUAUACUUACCAAGUAGCAGAUGCUUUAGAAUAUUGUCAUAGGAAUAAUGUAAUCCAUAGAGAUAUAAAACCAGAAAAUUUAUUACUUACAUAUGAAGGUAAUGUAAAAUUGGCAGAUUUUGGAUGGUCUGUUCAUGCACCAUCAUCUAAGAGGAAUACAUUAUGUGGAACAUUAGAUUAUUUGCCACCAGAAAUGGUAACAGGUCAAACAUACGAUAUAUAUGUUGAUCAUUGGUGUUUAGGCAUUCUCUGUUAUGAAUUCCUAGUAGGUAAACCUCCUUUCCUUAGUGAUUCACAACAAGAAACAUAUAUGAAAAUAAAAACAUUAAAUAUACAGUGGCCAGAACAAAUUACAUCAGGAGCCAAAGAUUUGAUAUCAAAGUUAAUUAAGCGGAAAAGUUCAGAAAGAAUUUCUAUGGCUGCUGUGAAGAGACAUUUUUGGAUAUUGAAGUAUAAAGAUUAA
Messenger RNA from Eufriesea mexicana, 912 nucleotides. It is a transcript of the gene aurB, whose product is annotated as aurora kinase B. Bases 1 to 912 code for a protein of 303 amino acids. Gene Ontology annotation, biological process: protein phosphorylation. The record is from RefSeq and is a predicted model, not a curated record. Gene Ontology annotation, molecular function: ATP binding; protein kinase activity. NCBI's taxonomy places the organism in Eukaryota, Metazoa, Arthropoda, Insecta, Hymenoptera, Apidae. The transcript has 6 exons.